AAAUACUGACUCGUAUGCCAGAUGAAUCUAAAAAAACUCAUGACUCAUCAUUCUUGUAUUUGAUUACCGUUAUUAAUAAGUCUUUACAUUUGUCCAAUCCACAGGCCAUUAUGUCUCAAGGACUGAGGCGUGCACCAAAAAAGAAAAAUUAUGCAGACUACAUCCAAGAUAUCAGCUCAUCAGACUACUUGAUCCCAUCACCACCACCACCACAGAACUACCGAGGUAUUUGUACUUUCCCUGAGCCACCCAAAAAAUAUGAUACGGCCUCCAAACCUAGCACUGCCUCAGUACCAAAAAAUAAGAAGGGAAAUAAGCCGAUGAAGAGGGUCCAUUCAAAAAUGGAUCCAGCAGAAAUCUUUUCUGAGGACCUUUUUUCAACUCCACCUACUACAAAUCCUUGUGCUAUGAGUCCAUUGGAUGACCACGAAAUGUCUACACAAUCAAGUUGUCAACAAACUCCACAACGCCUCUCUCCAAUUAUUGAACUAAGCACUCCACACUCCAUGGACUCAACUAGAAUUGAUACGCCAAAAAGGACUAAGCAGGCAUUCAGGGGUCGUUUUUCGGAUUUACCAAUAUGCACCUCAACCCCAGCUUUCAGGACAGAGCGCCAAUCCAGGACUCCUCAAAGCAGAAUUUCCCAUGCUUCCAGGACUGAGCGCCAAUCCAGAAGUCCUCAAGUCAGAAACCCACAAGCUUCCAGGACUGAGCGCCAAUCCAGGACUCCUCAAAGCAGAAUUUCCCAAGCUUCCAGGACUGAGCGCCAAUCCAGAAGUCCUCAAGUCAUAAACCCACAAGCUUCCAGGACUGAGCGCCAAUCCAGAAGUCCUCAAGUCAUAAACCCACAAGCUUCCAGGACUGAGCGCCAAUCCAGAAGUCCUCAAGUCAGAAACCCACAAGCUUCCAGGACUGAGCGCCAAUCCAUGACUCCUCAAAGCAGAAUUUCCCAAGCUUCCAGGACUGAGCGCCAAUCCAGAAGUCCUCAAGUCAGAAACCCACAAGCUUCCAGGACUGAGCGCCAAUCCAGAAGUCCUCAAGUCAGAAACCCACAAGCUUCCAGGACUGAGCGCCAAUCCAGAAGUCCUCAAGUCAGAAACCCACAAGCUUCCAGGACUGAGCGCCAAUCCAGGACUCCUCAAAGCAGAAUUUCCCAAGCUUCCAGGACUGAGCGCCAAUCCAGAAGUCCUCAAGUCAGAAACCCACAAGCUUCCAGGACUGAGCGCCAAUCCAUGACUCCUCAAAGCAGAAUUUCCCAAGCUUCCAGGACUGAGCGCCAAUCUGGAAGUCCUCAAGUCAGAAACCCACAAGAAAAGAAAGACAGGUUUCCAAUGACAGACAAAAGAUUUCAAAAAAAGGUUUUGACACAACUUUUAGAAAUAAAAGAUGAACUGCGAAGAAUAGGGAAAAUUGUGGAACCAGAAACUGGGUUCCACAUGUCAACCUUGGGCACUGAAGAUGAGUUCGAGUACUUAGAGAGGCAGCUUGAAAGUGGGAAUACACGGGCAGCAAUGGUGACACAGUUGUGUAAAAUUGGAGGAAAAAACUUCAAAGACAGUACAAGAAGAAUGCUGGACAGUGUUUUAAAAAAUUCCCUGAUGUCUACAUUCAACAUGAAAGGAGGAGGUCCACUACAGAAGAAGUCCUUUCAAUCAACUGCCUUAUUCUCAGUCAUCAGAGACGCAGUGAUGACUAGCUUUCCAUCAGCUACGGAAUUGGAAAUAAAAACUGCAAUUUCAAAUCAUUUCAAACAAGCACCAGGGAGGGCAGGGGGUGGGGGUUAUGGGUCUAAAGUCAACAGUUAAUUCUUAAAAAUGAAUUGUUUUACAUAUUUUUCCAGUGUUUUAUUUGUUCAUUUUUAUGUUUGAAUGUUGUCCAAGUUGUUGUUGUCUAUAUAAUUGUUCAAAAUAAAUCCCUUUAUAUUCAAUUAGUUUGGAUGGAUUUUCAUUUAUGAGAACCUGUUAUAUUUGAGUGAAAAGAAUCCUUAUGCCUCAUUAUGUUGUCUAUUACAUGUAUAUGUAGUGUAAU
Carassius gibelio (silver crucian carp) is the source of this 2028-nucleotide messenger RNA. RefSeq names its product serine/arginine repetitive matrix protein 2. Lineage: Eukaryota; Metazoa; Chordata; Actinopteri; Cypriniformes; Cyprinidae. The record is from RefSeq and is a predicted model, not a curated record. The transcript is spliced from 28 exons. The coding region runs from base 15 to 1805 and encodes 596 amino acids.